GGCUGUUUGAUUGUCUCUCCCGGUGUGCACCAAACAAAGCUAGUUUCUUCUUGUCUCUUCUUGUCUCCCCCCACCAUCGUCGUGCCCUUCGCGUCUCCCCGCUCCCCGCCAUGAAGUUCACGCUGCCCCGCUUCGUCGCCGCGCUCGCGCUGCCCGCGCUCGCCUCCGCCUGCGAAGGCGAGUGCAUCGUCAAGAUCACUGAGGCGUGGCUGUCCAACUACACCCUCCCGCUGCACACCGUCUGGCGCGAGACAGUACGUUCUGUCCACCUCCUCGCCCUUCCUCGCUGACCUCGCUUAGGCACAGCAGCUUUCCUCGCUCGUCUACGAGCAGGGCGACGCCCACCACGGCUUCGAGUAUCUCGCCCCUCUCGUGCACGCGUACACGAAUGCGUCCUACGAGGGCAUGCGCACCGCGAUCUUCCCGUCCUUCUUCCACGGCAAGUGCCAGCAGAACGGUGUCGACCCGCCCGGCUGCCCGAACCCGGACUGCCCGGUCGUCUGCGGUACGCCGGGCUCCAUGGUGCACUUCUACCCCGCGCUGCGCCAGAUCGCGUUCAACCAGACGCGUGCGCUCAUCACCAACGCGACUCAGCAGUACACCGAUGCGAUCGCGCAGCGGGUCGCGCAGGAUGCGAAGAAGGACAACGUCAAGCAUGCGGCAAAGGCGGCGCUUGGGCAGAUGGGCGAUAUGCUGCUCAAGCAGUGCGGUGGGGAAGGUCUUCCGGACUGCAACUGGGAGCAGGAGAUGAAGGAAUUCAUCCUGACUUUCCCGUGAUUGCCUUUGCCUCGGAUGGGACGCUCUUAUGGAGGACCUUGAUGGUUUCGGCUCCCGUUUCUUACACGAUGACUAUGUAUCGCCUACAGUCCCGCUCGUACAUCCC
Molecule: messenger RNA, 883 nt
Organism: Schizophyllum commune H4-8
Lineage: Eukaryota; Fungi; Basidiomycota; Agaricomycetes; Agaricales; Schizophyllaceae
Exons: 1
Coding region: 406-777 (123 amino acids)
Source: RefSeq, a predicted model, not a curated record